This is a messenger RNA of Capronia epimyces CBS 606.96, 2259 nucleotides long. RefSeq lists its product as uncharacterized. Lineage: Eukaryota; Fungi; Ascomycota; Eurotiomycetes; Chaetothyriales; Herpotrichiellaceae. Bases 1 to 2259 code for a protein of 752 amino acids. The transcript has a single exon. The record is from RefSeq and is a predicted model, not a curated record.
AUGCAAAGCUUACUAAAGAUGUUCAACUUAUCCAACGCUCCCACCGUACCUCUCGACGACGAUGAACUCAGUGGCGAAGCGGACGAGCCGCCAGACGAUCGAAUUUGCCCUCUCAAUACGCAGUUCCAUCGGGAUGGUCUGCACAGCAGAUCGAUGGCUCCUAUAAACCCUCGGCGUGAGUCGUUACUGACUCGGGCCAUCCUGGCUGAAUCAAAGAACGACGACACCUCCCGCGGCCUCUCUACAACCUCAUCACGCAGCACUGGUAGCAUGGCCUCGACCGCGGAGCUGACCAGCGACGGCGAUGCUACAAGCCCCUCGCGUUCGACAACCCCUAGUCCACCACCUCCGCCAGGUCGGUAUUCUCGACUUCUCAACUUAAAGAAAGAGGGUCCACCGGCCCCGAAAGUCGUGAUUGCCCCAGUUGUGGAAGAUGACAAGCCAGCCGUGGCCGACGUCGGCGAGGCUGCCGUUGAGAAGACGCUUGGCCGUAAACGUUGCAUAAUGUUUGCCUGUGGCGGGACUGAUUCGGAGAAGAGCAAAGAUAAUGUCUCGUUGCCAACAAAAGCUCCUGCCGGCCUAGAAGCGCCAAAGCGGAAGUGCAUGCUAACCUUUGCUUGCCCUACUCGGUCCGAUUCCAACGAGAACAAGGUGUCCUCGUCGAAACUUCGCGUUGAGCAAAAGUCCUCGCGUCGUCCUUCGCCUGCACCAGCAUCCAUACGCAGACCAAAUUCAGGGUCUGCAGAUCUCUCUGGCCGAUCGGUCGAAACAGCCAAGCCAUCUUCUCCUCAUCGGCUACGACCCAACCCACCUUCGCACAAAACAUCGUUUCACGAGUUUGGCAGUUCUCAUGACGAGACCGAUUCCUGGGUUGACAAACCGGUUAUCCACAAAACCAAGCUGACCUUGAAUGAUUGCAUGGAAAAGGAGAUCCGCAUCCGUGAUAUUGGACGGCAGGCAGAAGAGGAAGCAGAGGAGGAAGAACGCGAGCAGGAAGAGCUUGAAGCCGAAUUGGAAGUCAAUGACAACGAAGAUGAUUUCGCUCCCUCGGACGACGAUGCCGCUUCUGAUGGGGGUAACGAGUCCGAUGACGAAGGCGGAUUUGCCAGCUCAGAUGAUGAAAGUGAUGCGGGCUCGGAAUAUCAAUUCUGGGCGCCCUCUACCAACAUUGCUCGCGGUAGCAUGGAACACAUGAACCUCCGCCACUUCAGCUCUCGUCAGCAAUCUCCGGCCAGUUCAAUCGAGUCCUUGACCCAUUCGGGGAGCCCUCCUCUUCACUCCAGGACAUGGUUUGUUCGUCGAGGCAGGAGGCAAGUGCCCAGGGUGCCGAGAAUGAGACCAGGAACCCCUGAGCUACCAGACAGCACUGACUUCGUCUGCGGAACCCUCGAUGAAGAUCGACCAUUGGAAGCAGCGUACAUAUCGUGUCGUGAACAGAAGAAACGCGAGAAACACAUUCCGAUUCCACAGGAUAUUGACCCGAGCUUCCCCACCACGGACCCAGACGAGGAGGAAGAUGAGUGCGAUGACCAUGAGAUUGAGGAGUUGCAGCAUAGCUCUAGCGACGCCCGCUGGCCCAUGGAUCAAUUCGCGCGGUUCGAAGAUGAUACUCGGGGUCGCCGCAAGUCACCAGUCCUGUCACCCCAGCACCACUCCCCCCCGGCUCAUGUGGCCUUUGGUGGCAGGCAAGAGCACCGCCGCGGAAUUCAUCGUUCGCCACCUCCACCAAAGCAUGUCAUUGCACGAUCUCCAGUGUCAGCGCGAAAGCUUUUCGGUCAUUCACCAUCAAGACUUAGAUCGCCACCUCCUCCUGCCCGACUCCGAUCACCCCGUGGGUCGCCUACAUAUGUGAAUGUCCCAUCCCGCAUGGGUACUAGAGGCCUUGCUCAACGUCCACAUAUGGAACGUACUGCAUCUCUUCCUGACACGCCUAACCCCUUCUUCCGAAAUUUCAACAUUGGAAGUCCUUCCAUUUCCAACAUCGCCUCUGGAGCGGUCACUCCCGUCGUUGAGGGGCCUCCUCGCUUGGACAUGCAUGUGCGUGGACCGGUUGACAUUGUCAUGGGGCUCGAGAAAAAACGCCAAAAGCGUAAAGAGAAAUAUUGGCGCCAGCAUUGGCGCAAGGCUCGAGAACAAGGAGAACGAAGACCCCUUCGCGGCCGUGGGGCCGAAAGAAUGAAGGAACUCGGUCUUGUGUGUGCUGAACGGUUGAAGGGAUACGGCGUUGGCCAGCAGACCCAACUGGUACUUUCACUCUAG